Messenger RNA from Protopolystoma xenopodis, 873 nucleotides. Lineage: Eukaryota; Metazoa; Platyhelminthes; Monogenea; Polystomatidea; Polystomatidae. The record is from the annotation of a GenBank genome assembly.
AUGCAUAUCGCUUACUCUCCUCCCUUCACUUCGCGCCCUCCUAGUGAACCCUUGACUCUGCACUCUAUACUGCAACGCCUAACCACUCUCCACUUUCUGCUGAAGGUCGUGACUGUGAUGGCCACCGCUUCCUUCUCCAACGCCACUUUCUCCUCUGCCUCCUCGUUCUACGCAACACCUUAUGACUCUCCGACAUUGAGGCACAACUCUUCUUUGCAACUCGCACCACUUGUCGACGAGACACGACGACUUUCCGUUGCUCGCCCGACCCUCGACUUUCAGACGGCGCCGCCAGACUCCCCACCGCUGGACGCACGGCUUUCCCACUUUCAGCCGUCUUCACAUCUGCUCGCCAGUAAAGCACGCCAGCACGGAAGCGGUCUGCACCCUUUCGAGCCACCAACCCUCUCGGGCCUUCACUUGGCUCCCCCGACCUCGCACCAACAACCACUCUCCCCUCGUCAGACGCGUGCGCUCCACCCGGACACCUCGUCUCCGGCCAUUGGCCUCAAGCUGGCCGGAACCCCUUCGGCACGGCAGACUCGACUCCCCAUGAGACAGAGGCAGAUGGGCGAGAUCCUCACUCUCGCCAGUCGAAACCCGGCGGACCUCGAUCUGGGCCAGCAGGAAUCCUCAAACAUGGCUGAAGCCACCAAUCAAGGAGCAUCGGUGGAGACCAAUAAUACUUGGCCAAUUUUCCGAUUCUACAGUCUUUCGGCUGCAGCCUAUUUGGGGAACGGAGUGAAUUCAGUCAAACGAAGGCCAAUAGUAGUGGCGGACAGGAGGGACGUAUUCAGCAAAGAGGGUAAGUACUUUUCUCCUCCACAUACACACACACACACACAUACACACACACACACGCAGAUUCACUAA